AUGGUGAAAGAGAAGCCAAAUUCAACGCGUAUCUACGAUAAGGAUGGCUUUCGUAGACGUGCAGCCUGUAUUUGUGUCCGUUCUGAAGCAGAAGCUGAGGUCCUCUUAGUCACCUCUUCUCGACGUCCAGAACUUUGGAUUGUGCCAGGAGGUGGCGUUGAACCAGAAGAAGAACCUUCGGUAACGGCUGUUCGAGAGGUGUUGGAGGAGGCCGGUGUUAUGGGCAAAUUGGGCAGAUGUUUAGGGGUAUUUGAGAAUCAAGAUCAUAUGCAUCGUACAGAAGUUUUUGUUAUGACCGUUACCAAAGAACUGGAAGAAUGGGAAGAUUCGCGCAGCAUUGGCCGAAAACGUCAAUGGUUUUCCAUCGACGAUGCCCUGACUCAGCUGGCUCUGCAUAAACCGACACAACGACACUAUCUAAUGCAAUUGCGACAUUCGAAAAACAACUCAAACGUUAAUUCAGCAACAAAUUCUCCAACAACAGCAGAACCAACCUCAGCAUAAACGUCAUGCGUACAUACCUCAUUUUUUCAAUUUUCUGAAACA
Molecule: messenger RNA, 546 nt
Organism: Musca vetustissima
Lineage: Eukaryota; Metazoa; Arthropoda; Insecta; Diptera; Muscidae
Gene: Aps
Product: diphosphoinositol polyphosphate phosphohydrolase 3-alpha
Exons: 3
Coding region: 1-504 (167 amino acids)
Biological process (GO): diadenosine hexaphosphate catabolic process; adenosine 5'-(hexahydrogen pentaphosphate) catabolic process; diadenosine pentaphosphate catabolic process
Cellular component (GO): cytoplasm; nucleus
Molecular function (GO): bis(5'-adenosyl)-pentaphosphatase activity; endopolyphosphatase activity; bis(5'-adenosyl)-hexaphosphatase activity
Source: RefSeq, a predicted model, not a curated record